AUGAGUGUCCCCAUGCUGAAGAUCGGGGCGGUGCUCAGUACUAUGGCCAUGGUCACCAACUGGAUGUCCCAGACGCUGCCUUCUCUCGUGGGACUUAAUGGUACCAGCAUCUCCAGGGGUGGCACCUCUGAAAGAAUCGUCAGCGGCCUGUACCCUAGUCCUGAGGAGGGCUGGCAGAUCUACAGCUCGGCCCAGGACGCAGAUGGAAAGUGUAUCUGUACGGUGGUGGCUCCGGCUCAGAACAUGUGUAACAGAGACCCACGCAGCAGACAGCUCCGGCAGCUCAUGGAGAAGGUCCAGAACAUCAGCCAGUCCAUGGAGGUGCUGGACCUGCGGACAUACAGAGACCUUCAGUAUGUGAGGAAUACUGAAAGUCUAAUGAAGGUGGUGGAUGGGAAGCUCAAGGUGGCCUCUGAUAACCCACGCAGCCUCAAUCCAAAGGGCUUUCAGGAGCUAAAAGACAAGGUGACCCAGCUGCUCCCCCUGUUGCCUGUUUUGGAACAAUACAAAACUGACGCCAAAAUGAUCCUUAAACUCCGGGAGGAAGUGAGGAAUCUGUCUCUGGUGCUAAUGGCCAUCCAGGAGGAGAUGGGCGCCUACGAUUAUGAAGAACUGCGGCAGAGAGUCCUGCUGUUGGAAACAAGGCUGCACUCCUGUAUGCAGAAACUAGGUUGUGGGAAGCUCACUGGAGUCAGUAAUCCCAUCACAGUGCGGGCUUCAGGGUCGAGGUUUGGCUCCUGGAUGACAGACACUAUGAUCCCCAGCUCAGACAACAGAGUCUGGUAUAUGGACGGCUACUUCAAAGGGCGGCGGGUGCUGGAGUACCGCACCAUGAAUGACUUUAUAAAGGGACAGAAUUUCGUGCAGCACCUGCUACCACACCCCUGGGCAGGCACUGGUCACGUGGUCUUCAACGGCUCCCUGUACUACAACAAAUACCAGAGCAACAUCAUCAUAAAAUACCACUUUCGCUCUCGCAGUGUGCUCAUCCAGAGGAGCCUGAGCGGGGCUGGCUACAACAACACUUUUCCAUACUCGUGGGGUGGGUCUUCUGAUAUCGAUCUAAUGGCAGAUGAGAAUGGACUAUGGGCUGUGUAUACCACUAUCCCAAAUGCGGGCAACAUCGUAAUUAGUCGCAUGGAGCCCCAGAGUCUGGAAGUACUGCAGACUUGGGACACUGGCUUUCCUAAAAGAAGUGCUGGGGAGUCGUUUAUGAUCUGUGGUACGCUUUACGUCACCAACUCCCAUCUUGCAGGGGCGAAAAUCUACUUUGCCUAUUACACCAAUACGUCCACUUACGAGUACACGGAUAUCCCCUUUCACAAUCAGUAUUCGCAUAUUUCUAUGAUGGACUACAAUCCCAGGGAGAGGGUGCUGUAUACUUGGAAUAACGGACAUCAAGUGCUCUACAACGUUACACUGUUUCAAGUUAUUAAGACUUCUGGGGACUGA
This is a messenger RNA of Boleophthalmus pectinirostris (great blue-spotted mudskipper), 1452 nucleotides long. It is a transcript of the gene olfm2a, whose product is annotated as olfactomedin 2a. Gene Ontology annotation, biological process: signal transduction. Lineage: Eukaryota; Metazoa; Chordata; Actinopteri; Gobiiformes; Gobiidae. The record is from RefSeq and is a predicted model, not a curated record.